Talaromyces stipitatus ATCC 10500 is the source of this 779-nucleotide messenger RNA. RefSeq lists its product as uncharacterized. Bases 54 to 692 code for a protein of 212 amino acids. Gene Ontology annotation, cellular component: mitochondrion. The transcript has a single exon. NCBI's taxonomy places the organism in Eukaryota, Fungi, Ascomycota, Eurotiomycetes, Eurotiales, Trichocomaceae. The record is from RefSeq and is a predicted model, not a curated record.
ACAGUUCAAUUGCAUAUACUUGGCCGCAAUCUACCAUAAACCAGAGAGGAAAUAUGUCGUGGCUUUUGAAAAGAUGGCUUUUUCCCCCAGAGGAAAAGUCAUCAUCACCAGCCGCGCCAUCCACCGCGACGACGGCAACGGUAGAAAAUAACGACACAACCAAACAACAUCAACAGCAGCAACAACUUUCUCCCACAAAUACCAACACCAACAAACCACCCCCCUUAAUUCCAAACAACGCCAAACUCCUCCUUAGCGGCCUAAUCUUCUUCUCCCUUUCCGCCCUCAUAACCCGCCGCGCCCUAAUCCGAAAACACCUCUCAGCCCGCCCACCAUUCUACACAACUUCCAUGUGGCACAACCCCACCGUGAGCGGCGGAAUGGACGCCUUUGAAGCACUCAAUAUCGCGACUAUAAAUACAUUGUCGAUUGCAAUGAUUGCGGCGGGCGCGACGUUUGUUGUUAUGGAUAUUGAUUCGGUGGAGAGUGCGAGGAGGAGGUAUAGAGAGAAAAUGGGGUUGGAUGGUGCGGGUGGGAAAGGGGUGAAACCGACGAAGGAAGAGGAGGAGCAGUUUGAGGGGGAUAUGGAGGAGUGGUUGGAGAAUGUGUUUGAUAAGAAGGAUUUGGGAGAGGUGAGGAGGAAGGUUGAGGAGGCGAAGGCGAGGGAUCGGGAGAAACGAGAGGGGAAGUGAUCAGUUGACUUGCCAUAUUACUACUGCAUUGGAGUUAGGGAGCAUCGGGAUGCAUGAAUUGGACGGGAAUUUACGGGAGAUAUUGGA